This is a messenger RNA of Linum tenue, 2022 nucleotides long. The record is from the annotation of a GenBank genome assembly. NCBI's taxonomy places the organism in Eukaryota, Viridiplantae, Streptophyta, Magnoliopsida, Malpighiales, Linaceae.
UUCACAACUUUACACAUAACCAUAUGGCACAAACAACCGCAACAAAUACGAGGUCGGCCCAGCCUUUGUAGUUACCAUUCGGUCCUUAAACCUGAAAGACGGGUCAGGCUACGAACUGCUGGCACUUAGCAGUUAGCGGGACUCGACAGUAUUCAGCUUCCAACUCCCCGAUUGUUUCACCGAAGAACCAACCAACGAAUCAAAGCCGUGUGUCUCGUUCUUUUUUCCGGCUACUUCCAGAGUUCCGGUAUAUCCCCUUCCGGCGUAUCUUCCAUCCAAUUACAAGACGCACAGAAAGCGGAAAUCUCGAUUCUCGCGGGUUGUCAAACCUUUAAAGUCCCAGUCUCUGCCCGAGUUUGUUCCAAGAUCAGUCUUUGGUUCAUUGGCUCUCACAGUUCUUCCGAGGCGACUAGGGAUUCUGAACCGGCAUUGUGCUGUGAUAGAAAGCAUGAAUUACAUUAUUGGAGCUUUCAAGCCCGCGUGUAACAUAUCAAUCACAUUAAAUGACGCCAAGAUGCGGAAACAGGUUCCUGUGAAGAAGGAGAAUGGCCAAACCAUUAUGAUUCCACUUUUUCAGAGCCAAGAAAGUGUUGCUGGCAAGGUUGUGAUUGAACCACCUCUGGGGAAGAAGGUCGAACACAAUGGUGUUAAGGUUGAGCUUCUUGGUCAGAUUGAGUUGUACUUUGACAGAGGCAAUUUUUAUGACUUUACCUCUCUCGUACGUGAACUGGAGGUCCCUGGAGAAUUAUACGAAAGGAAAACAUAUCCUUUUGAAUUCUCCACAGUAGAAAUGCCAUACGAGACGUAUAAUGGGGUGAAUGUUAGGCUCAGGUAUGUGCUGAAAGUGACUGUAAGUCGUGGUUAUGCUGGGAGCAUAAUUGAAUACCAGGAGUUUGUGGUACGAAACUAUACUCCACCUCCACCUGUUAACAACAGUAUCAAGAUGGAAGUUGGAAUUGAAGAUUGUCUACAUAUUGAGUUUGAGUACAACAAAAGCAAGUUUCAUCUGAAAGACGUGAUUAUUGGUAAAAUCUAUUUUCUUCUUGUAAGAAUCAAGAUAAAAAAUAUGGAUCUUGAGAUCCGGCGCAGAGAGUCGACUGGGUCAGGGGCGAAUACACAUGUUGAGACAGAGACUCUAGCUAAAUUCGAGCUGAUGGACGGAGCUCCUGUACGGGGUGAAUCAAUUCCAAUCAGACUGUUCCUCAGCCCAUAUGACCUGACACCGACGCACCGCAAUAUCAAUAACAAGUUCAGUGUGAAGUAUUAUCUAAACCUUGUUCUAGUGGAUGAAGAGGACCGUCGCUACUUUAAGCAGCAGGAAAUUACAAUAUACAGGAUGCAAGAAGAUUCCUGAUUCAAGGCAACCAUACUUGGGAUGAUGAAGGUUUUAUCUGAAUAUAGAAAAGAUUGACAACCAUUUGACAAAAUUGUAAAGCUUUUUCUUCAGUUACAGUUGAAGCUAGUGGGGGUCGAUGAUCCUGUCUCUGCUGGAAGCUACUGGUGUAGUACCUCGUGUUUACGAAAUCUAACCUUGUGACGUGGCUGGUGCAAGUUACGCUGGGUGGCAGAAGCUGAGAGUGAGGGAUGCCUCAUGCUCGUUCCUGUUGCUUCUGCACUGCCAUAUGCUAACCUUUGUUGCUUGCAGCUGCCUGUAGUUAUGCUUUGCUGUUUAGAAUGAAAUACAUGUUGGCUGGAGAGAUUGUUACAGCGGGUGAUGCGAAAGUGUUUUUAGUAGUUUAGGAUGUAGCUGGGAUAUUUUCUUGUGCUGUGUUUAUGGGAAAUUAAUUAUAUAAGUUAAGCAUUCUGACAAAGGUUAAAUUUAGUUGUUGAAACGGCAAGCGGGAACAACAUGCUAGUUUUGCAUUUGCUGAGUAGAUUGUUUCCUAGAUUAUGCUUUGGGAUGUGUUUGGUUUGGUUUUCUUGACUAUGUACUUGUGAAGGAAUGAUAGUUGUAUCAUGCAUGUUAUCAUGUGAAUCCUAUUUCGAAAGGAAUUUGUUUGGUUUGAUGUAAUUGUGCAAGAG